GAAGAUAGAAGUUAAAGACAAAACGACAGAAAACAACAGAUGAGAGGAAAAGGAAGACGAGACGAGGACUAUCGCAGAGAAGAGAAGACCAAAGACGGGAGGAAGACACGAAAACACGAAAAGGUGAGAGAGAGGCGGAGCUGCAGAGUCAGAGGAGGAUUCACAACGCCAUGGCUGUCAAACAACCGCAUGGUGUUGUGAUGAACAGCUGAGACUCACAAACACACACACAGACACACACACACAGACUCACAAACACACACACAGACACAGACAGACUCACAAACACACACACACACACCGAACACACACACACACACACACACACACUGCGAGUAUGUCAGCAGUUGGCCCGACCUCCCCUCUUCCUGAGGAGCCGAUCACGCCUCCACCCAUGACUACACCUUCUCGCAAAGUCUCGGUCCGCCUGCAGGAGAGGCGUGGCUCCAACCUCUCGCUGCUAUUGGAUGUGAGCAGCCUGGGGGCGGAGCCUGUGUGUUCUGUCUCCACCCCGAAGGAGGUCUGGCUCCAGCUGCUUCACACGUCGUCCCGCCCACUUAAUCACGCUGCGCUGCAGGACGCCGCCACGGACACGCACACGCUCAACGCAGAGUACCAGAAGAUACCUCCGAACUUCGUGAGCGCCGCCGAGCUCGAUGUUCCUGGACACGUGAUCAAAGACAGAUACAAGAGCAUCCUGCCCAACCCUGAGAGCCGGGUGGUCCUGAGGAGCCUGGAGGAAGACGCGGGGCCAGACGGCUACAUCAACGCCAACUACAUCAGGGGUUACAAAGGAGCCCCAGCGGCCUUCAUCGCCACCCAGGGGCCAAUGCCUCACACCGUGGGGGAUUUCUGGGACAUGGUGUGGCAGGAGGGGAGCGGCAUCAUCGUCAUGGUUACCAGACUGAAGGAGAACAACGAGAAAUGUGAGCUGUACUGGCCCCAGCCGCCAGAGAGGGAGAGGAAGGAGGAGGAGGGAAAGGAGGAGCAGAGGGAGAGGAAGGUGGAGGAGGGAGAGGAGGAGCAGAGGGAGGAAGAGGAGGAGGAAGGAGAGACGGGCCGAUUCGGCAGAUUCCUCCUCAGAGUGACAGACAGCUGGGAGAAAGACGGCUUCACCGUCACCGACAUGGAGAUCCAGCUGUGCGCGGAGCGUCGUCCCAUCAGACACUACUGGUUCACCUCUUGGCCCGACCACCACAUCCCACAAUGCACCGCUCCCCUGCUGAGACUGGUGGAGGAGGUGGAGUCGUACAGGAAGUCCCUCCUCCCGCCAGACUCUCAGCCAAUCACAGCCACCGUCCGUGGUGCUGGACCAGUCAUCGUCCACUGCAGGUUGGUUCUUCUUCAAAACAGUGAACACUAUGUAGUUCCCCCCGUCCUGUGCAGGGGUGGUAUGAUCCAGACUACAGAGCAGUACCAGUUCCUGUACUCCACACUGGCCCAGUACAGCUCCCAGCUACAACACCGCCCGGAGCAGAACCAGAACCAGAACCCAGAGGACCAAGUCACGAAACAGCUGCAGAACCUCCAGCUGGAUAAAACAAAGACUCAGAAGAACUGACACCAAACAGAACCAACAGGUUGCAGAACCAGAAGUAUUAAACAGAACCAGAAAAAAAUGGCAAAGCAGCUGAACCCAAAGACUUUAUCCAUGCACAGACGGAGAAUUUGGGAAACCAGCUGUCUCAGAAGUUGGAGGAUCACACAGAAACCCCAAAUACCUGCGGGGUCCAGAUCAGUGCACAGAGAUCCUGAUCAACCGGCACAGCAGAGGCUACGAAAAUCCAGAAAAUAGCGUUUACACUGGACUGAAAGUCUCCGAAAACUGAACUGAAUCAAAGUUGGAAAAUGGAAAAUGCAGAUUUCAAUAUUUACAUCUAAUGAAAUAAAAUAAAAAUUAAUAUUGUGUGA
Molecule: messenger RNA, 1911 nt
Organism: Perca fluviatilis (European perch)
Lineage: Eukaryota; Metazoa; Chordata; Actinopteri; Perciformes; Percidae
Product: tyrosine-protein phosphatase non-receptor type 7-like
Exons: 11
Coding region: 338-1561 (407 amino acids)
Biological process (GO): protein dephosphorylation
Molecular function (GO): protein tyrosine phosphatase activity
Source: RefSeq, a predicted model, not a curated record